Molecule: messenger RNA, 797 nt
Organism: Lepus europaeus (European hare)
Lineage: Eukaryota; Metazoa; Chordata; Mammalia; Lagomorpha; Leporidae
Product: glutathione S-transferase A4-like
Exons: 6
Coding region: 1-669 (222 amino acids)
Biological process (GO): glutathione metabolic process; xenobiotic metabolic process
Molecular function (GO): glutathione transferase activity
Source: RefSeq, a predicted model, not a curated record
AUGGCAGCCAAACCCAAGCUCUACUACUUUAAUGGCAGGGGCCGGAUGGAGUCGAUCCGCUGGCUGCUGGCUGCAGCAGGAGUGGAGUUUGAAGAAGAAUUUUUGGAAACAAGAGAAGACUACGAAAAGUUGCAGAAGGAUGGGUGCCUACUUUUCGGCCAAGUGCCUUUGGUUGAAAUUGAUGGGAUGAUGCUGACGCAGACCAGAGCUAUCCUCAGCUACCUUGCUGCCAAGUACAACUUGUAUGGGAAGGACCUGAAGGAGAGAGUCAGGAUUGACAUGUAUGUUGACGGCACUCUGGACCUGAUGCUGAUGAUGGCUCUGACUGCCUUUGAUCCGCCCGAGGGAAAGCAGAAGAAUAUUGAUUUAAUCUUGAAUAAAGCUAAAACCCGUUACUUCCCUGUCUUUGAGAAGAUUUUGGGAGAUCAUGGAGAGGAUUUUCUCGUUGGCAACACGUUCAGCUGGGCAGAUGUGCAACUGUUAGAAGCUAUUUUAAUGGUGGAAGAGCUCAAUGCUUCUGCUCUUACCGAGUUCCCUCUGCUGCAGGCAUUUAAAACGAGAGUGAGCGGCAUUCCUACAGUGAAGAAGUUCCUGCAGCCUGGGAGUCAGAAGAAGCCGCCCCCAGACAGCCACUAUGUGGAAAUAGUCAGGAGAGUCCUAUCCAUGUAACAGCAGAGGUCCCUGGUGGCUGGAGCCUGAUCCGCUUGCACAGGCCACUGAGAAAGAACCGAAGCCAACUGUGGCAUCUAAGAAUAAAACUCACGGGAAGGAAAAACCAUGCUCCCAUCCAUAGCAAA